This is a messenger RNA of Homarus americanus (American lobster), 1002 nucleotides long. Its product is annotated as spidroin-1-like. The transcript has a single exon. The coding region runs from base 1 to 1002 and encodes 333 amino acids. The record is from RefSeq and is a predicted model, not a curated record. Lineage: Eukaryota; Metazoa; Arthropoda; Malacostraca; Decapoda; Nephropidae.
AUGUUGUGCCAUGGCGGCACGUGCUGGGGGGAAGGCAGGUGCUGGGGACGGCGGCAGGUGCUGGCAUGGCGCACGCAACGUGCUGUCGCUGGGCAGGCGUCAGUGACGCGUAGCUGUCGGACGCGGCGUAAGCCGGUAAAUGGCGCGCAGGCGUUGGGGUUGCGGCAGGUGCUGGGGACGGCGGCAGGUGUCAGAUGCACUGGUGGCCAAGACGAUGCAGGCAGAACAGCAAGUGAUGGCGGCGGUAAGGGCCUGGAGACGGCGGCAGGUGUCACGGCGCAACAAUGCGAAAGACACUGGUGGGCGUCAGACGCGCGGCAGGCGCUGAAGACGGCAGCAGGCGCCAGACGGCGGCGCCAGACGCCAGGCGUCAGGUCGAUGGCAGGCGUCACUGCCGGGCGCAGAGGCGCGGGCGUUGGCGCGGCAAUGCGUCAAUACGGCAGGCGCUGGGGACGGCGGCAGGCGUCAGACGGCGGCAGGCGCUGUACUGGCAGGCGCGGGGGUCCUGAGGACGCAGGCCAUUGCGGCGGGCCAGACGGCAGGUCAGGGGUCACUGCAGCAGCCGCGACCGCAAAGCCAGGCAUUCGCGGCGGGCGUCGGGACGGCGGCAGGUCAGGCAGGUGUCAGUGGCAGGUCAGGGGACGGUGGUGGGCGUGCUGGGGACGGUGGGUGCUGGGGGUCGGCAGGUGCUGGGGGACGGUGGGCGUCAGACGGUGGUGGGCGCUGGGGGUGGACGCAGGCAGGCGGCAGGGGACGGUAGUGGCCAGGCGGGCGGACGGUGGCAGGUGCUGGGGGUCAAGUGGCAGGUGCUGGGGACGGCAGGUGGGUGUGACGGCAGGCAGAUGGGAGGGCGGCAGGCGUGCUGGGGGUCAAGUGGCAGGUGCUGGAGUGGCUGCGGCAGGUGCUGGUGGACGGCAGCAGGUGCUGGGGGCUGGCGGUGAAAAGCUGGGGACGGCGGUGGGUGCUGGGGACGGGUGGCAGGCGUGCCAGACGGCAGAGUAA